UGAAUUAUCUUUCCUUAAUUUGAUAUUUUUCUGACGCGAUUGUCAAUGUCAAAUAGUUUCGAUUUUGUCUCCAUUUUCUAUAUUUUUUAUUACUUGUAUGAGUAUAUAUAUGGUGAUAAUAACGACCUAAUAAUGACAAUCGAUGAAAAUUUAUUACUCUUGUUAAUUUUAAUUUUCUCCUGGGUUGAAUAUGCUUGGGAAUUAUAUCUUUCUUUGCGGCAGCUGAUGAUAUACAAGACGAACAAUACUAUUCCAGAAGAUUUAAAAGAAAUGCUCAAUGAAGAAUCAUUUAAAAAGGCCCGGCUAUAUGGAAUUGAUAAAUCACAAUACAAAAUUGUAAAAGAAUUUUAUAGUAUAUCCUUAACAUCAUUUAUUCUAUAUAAUAGAUGGAUUUCUGCAGCAUGGCAAAAAUCAGAAGAUAUUGCAGCCUUUUUUAAUAUCAGUCCAAGUCAAGAAAUCUUAAUAAGUUGUGUCUUUAUGACAUUUGUUACUUUAUUCAAUUUUGUUGUAAAUAUGCCAUUUUCUAUUUACGAGAUAUUUGUUCUUGAAGAAAAACAUGGAUUCAAUAAGCAGACCAUUGGAUUCUUCAUAAAAGAUCAGUUAAAAUCACUUGUGCUUAGUCUUGUUAUCACAUUACCUAUUGUCUCUAUUGCUAUAUUUAUUAUUAUGCUUGGCGGAAACAUGUUUGUAGUUUGGUUGUGGCUAUUCACAACUGUAACUACAUUGAUAUUAUUAACUCUUUAUCCCUCAGUAAUUGCACCAUUAUUCGAUAAAUUUGUUCCAUUACCUGAUGGCACUUUAAGGAAAGGUAUUGAGAAUCUAGCAUCAAGACUCAAUUUUCCACUAUCUCAGGUUUACAUAGUAGAAGGAUCGAAGCGAUCAGCACACAGUAAUGCCUAUUUCAGUGGACUAUUUGGUGCUAAAAGAAUAGUCUUAUUCGAUACAUUGCUUGAAAAACAUGAUGAAGUUAAGAAAGUUACUACGGGGUGCACUGAAAAUGAAAUCCUUGGUGUUUUGGCUCAUGAAUUAGGUCACUGGAAGUGUAGUCAUAUUUAUAAGUCUAUUGUACUCACUGAAGUAAAUCUUCUACUUCUUUUUACAGCAUUCGGGCUACUCUUCAAAUAUUCAUUGCUGUACACCUCUUUAGGAUUUCCGUCUGGACAAGAGCCAGUAAUCAUAGGGCUAAUAGUAGUAUUGCAACUUAUUCUUGCACCCUACAACUCUCUAUUAUCCUUCUUUGCAACGGCUUUAUCAAGGAAAUUUGAGUUUGAAGCAGAUAACUUUGCAGUUGGUUUAGAUUAUCCUAUGGAGCUGAGAUCAGCUCUUAUUAAAUUAGGCAAGGAUAAUUUAGACUACCCCAUUUAUGAUAAACUUUACUCAGCAUGGUAUCAUUCUCAUCCAACUUUGUUGCACAGAAUUGAAAAUAUCAAAAGUCAAAUUUCUAAUAAGAAAGAUGAUUAAAUAAUCCAAAUACAUUCUAUCAUACAGUACAAUUACUUUUAAUAUCUAUUUUAAGCAUUUAAUAAAGUAGUUUUAUAUGCAAUGCAUUUGUAUCAUAUUAAUAUAAUAAUAGGUCACAGAAGGAUUUGUAAAUUUUAUACAAAUAAAAUUCUUGUAUAGAUGUCAAAAUUAUAGAGUUAAGUUAAAUUUUGUAAAACCAUUACCUGUAAUAAUUUACUUAAAUGCAUUUAAAAUGUUGCACACCAAAUUACUAUUUAUUAUUUGAAGAUA
This is a messenger RNA of Vanessa atalanta (red admiral), 1731 nucleotides long. Its product is annotated as CAAX prenyl protease 1 homolog. Bases 46 to 1461 code for a protein of 471 amino acids. Gene Ontology annotation, cellular component: endoplasmic reticulum membrane. The record is from RefSeq and is a predicted model, not a curated record. The transcript has 2 exons. NCBI's taxonomy places the organism in Eukaryota, Metazoa, Arthropoda, Insecta, Lepidoptera, Nymphalidae. Gene Ontology annotation, biological process: CAAX-box protein processing. Gene Ontology annotation, molecular function: metalloendopeptidase activity.